GCAGCUUUGAGUGAGAGGCAGCCAGAAAAGCCAGCGAUGGCUUCGCUCAGGCAGGAGCACCGUUAUGGGCUCUCCUGUGGAAAAAGCAACAAAAGCAGCCUCAGCAGGACGCUGUACCACGUCAAGCUCACGGACACGGCCAUGCGGGCUCUGGAGGCUUUCCAAAACCUGAAGGGAUCUUUAUCAAGUGAACCAUCAAUUUGUUUCAAGGGGAACCAGGGGUACAUCAAGAUCCCAGCUCCCACUCCAGAGUCCCCCUCUGCUCUCCGUGUCUUCUCCUUCUACUUAUCCAGUGACAGCAAAGACCAGCCACAAGCCAGCUUUGACUGCAUCCAUCAGUAUGUUUCAAGCGACCGCCGCGAGCAGCUGGAAGUUCAAGGCAGCAUCCAGGACAAGAUCACCGUGUGUGCCACAGACGACUCCUACCAGAUGACCCGCGAGAGGAUGUCUCAGGUGGAGAAGGACAGCUGGAGCCGCUCUGCCAUUGAGAUCAAACCCGGAGCCACACAGCCAAAUAAGUGUGUCAAGUACCAGAAGAGGCCAGCUCCUCUCUCCACCGUGGACAACAGCUUCUAUAAGCAGUCGACCAACAACCGGAGAAACGGCGGCGUAUCGGCGACGAGCCAGAAGCCUCUGAAGGAGCGCAUCAUCCAUCUGCUGGCCCUCAAACCGUACAGGAAGCCGGAGCUGCUGCUGUGGCUGGAAAGGGAGAAAGCUGGGCCGAAGGACAAGGCCUUGCUGGGUGCAAUUCUUGAGGAGGUGGCAAAGGUCAAUCCCAAAGACAACGGCUACUUGUUACGAGAUGACUUUUACAAGCAUGUGCAGAAGGACUGGCCAGGCUACAACGAGGAGGAACGGCAGCUCAUCAGCAGGCUGCUGACCAGAAAGCUGCACACACAUCUCAAUAAGCAGUCAACAAAUCUUCAAGCAAACUCGUCCGUGCUGAAGACCUCAGAGGAUGAAAGCAUAGCAAAAAACCCUGCAGUGAAACGUCCCGUGCCUUCUGACUCGCUGGAGCGGCUCGCAUUCAAAAGACAAAAAAUUACAGACCAGCGACUGCAACAGCAACCUGCUGGAAACGUAUUCUCCAACAGUAAAGGAGGACACACUAUUGCAACCCCUACCCUCAACCCCAGUUUUCACACAAAGACUGAGUUUCAAAGGACAAGUAACCACCCAGAGGAGCAGAACUCCUUGCUGGGAGGACACAAUGGCUUUACUCCACUGCACAAACUGUCGAGCAGCUCUGGCAGGCCUGUGUCUGAGACCAGGGAGCAGGAACCCAAAGUGAACAGCCUCCAGCCAUCUCAACGGGACGCUGACUGCACCCAGGAGCCGCUCGCCAACGGCCAGCACAGAAAAAAGAAGUCUAAAAAGCACAAGGACAAGGAGCGGGAGAGGUUAAAAGACGGCCUGGACAGUGAAUGGAUAAAGACGAGUCCUGAUCUCAAACAAAAUCCCGACAAGCUCGACAAUCUUGACAUCAUGGAUGUUGUGGCGUCUGAGGAGAAGCCAGAUUACGUGCUCAUAUAUGGCUCCAUAAAAACUCUGGAGCAGCGUGAAAGGUACCUGAAGGACUUCCAUGCAGAGUACGAUGAGUACAAAGACCUCCACUCCCGGAUCGCUACCAUAACGCGCAUGUUUGUCCAGCUGGAGUCGAAGAUCAAGAGCCUGUCCCCUGGAACCCAAGAGUACAAAAUAAUGGAAGACCAAAUACUAGAAAAAUACAACAAGUAUCGAAAGAAGUUCCCAGGCUACCGGGAAGAGAAGAAACGCUGCGAGUAUCUCCAUGAGAAACUGGCGUACAUCAAACAACGCGUCAUAGACUAUGAUGUUUCUACGGCUCCCUCGUAGCACUCAGUCUUUUCUUUUUUCCUUCCUUUCUUUUUUAAUACGAAGAUACUCUUUCUGCUAAGUGUCAGACAAAGCGUUUUUACACAAGACUGAUUUAAAAGGCUUUGAAUGCACUGGCAGGAAUCCACACAGGCUGCUCUGUGGAGCGCAGAUGAUGCUGUGAGCAUUAAUCAUGUUCAGUCUUUAACCGAUUUCACUCUGGACAUUCUACGCCACUUUGUUUUGAAGUUAUCACUUUUUAGAGGUUUCUGAUUGAGUGAAAAGUCCAAAGGAGAAGGCAUGAAUGCAUAAUGGUCGCUUCAAGGAGAUAUGCGUGCAUCGACUUGCCAAGACAGACGACUUCCUUCAUAGUUUGUCAUCCUUGUGGAAACCGGAGUCAGUUUAUGCUGCUGUGUGGGAAAUACGUCAAAGAUAGCAAUGACUUUGUUUUUGAUUCUCAACACUUCAUUCAUUCAUGCAUUUUCUUCCCUCUAUGAAUCAUGAAGACCUCAAGAGAUGUUAAAGUGGACAUUCUUUUCCAUAUCAAAGUUUUCUCAUCCAUAGUAAAUGUUUGAAGCAGUCCAGCAAAUGUCAUCUCACAUUUAACUUUUUGGACUUAUUAUGCAAUUAUGGUGUGAUUAUGACUUGUUUCCACUACAGUCUCCUCCAAAAGAUCAGUUUAAAGCAACAACUGCAUUAAGAUUUGAUUGGAAUCCACGGACGGAGUUUAUUCUGUAUUAGAGAGAAGAUAAUUCUCCCUCGUCAGGACGUUGUCCAACAAAGACCUUUACAAGGCUCCCGCUGUUCUCCUUAAUUGAUCGGGUACGUGGUGUUUUCUGAAUGGAGCAUAUGAGCUCACGCACUCAACUGGGGCUCUUUUGAACCAGCUGGAUCUAAUGAGCAUACAUAAUUAAUCAACUGGUUGAACACAUCCAGAACCUGCUGCAGUGGGUGGAGGGAUUGCUCCUUCUCCCAAAUGCACUUGUGUGUAUUUUUAGUAUUUAUUAACCACAUCUCUCUUUGAUUUGAACGACUGGUGAAUGGACCAAAACGCUUCAACAAUGUUACUCGAGCAGAGAGACUAGUUUUAAGUAUUUUUAACCCACUGGAAAGAAGUGUCUUUUAUUGCAUAAAGCUACUGAUGUAUUUAUUUUUCAGACAUUUUCCCUUUCUGCUUUCCUCAGCUUGUAGCAUUCAGUCCUGCUAGGUUCAAGUGUUUGUAUCAGAGCUGCUGGGGGAGUGAGGGGGGAGAGGCUGUGAGCAGAUAAAAAGGUAUCCUAAUAUAUUUUGUGUUUUGGCUUUGUCUGGGUGCAGUCGUCGAGACCCUCGGGGUAAAGGUUGCCUUUGAGGCCUUUGAAUAUGAAUGGAUUCGCGUUGCAGAGAGAGGUCAGAGCAGCCAUGACUCCCAGCACAUGAGCUGUGUUUUCCAUUGUUCACAUGUACACUUAACGUAGAAGGCCAAAGUUGGUACCAGACACAAAGGAUGCUGGUACGCUAUUAUUGUACAGUUUUGUUUUUUGUUUGUUUGUUUGUUAUUUAUACUACAUGAUAAUCCUUCUUUGAGAGUUUGAGAAAUGCUUCUAAACUCUUGUGAAGUGAAUGAUUUCAGGCUCGGCCCUCCACGCUUUGAUUUCAGGAAGCUCCAACUUUGUCCACAUUUCAUCUAAUUGUGGUAUCUGUGUAUCUGAUAACACUAUCCAGGAUGGUUUCAUAGCCUUCAGUUUCCAGUGUGACUAAUCAGAGCCCAUGCAGAUUGUAACUGUUCAUUGUGGCUUUUUUUUUUUCUUUUUUGCUUUUGUUUUUGUACUGAAUGUUGUCUCACAGUCGGUGACAUUGAAGCCUUAAGAUUACACUUUUACAGUACAAGAUCUUCAAACUGCCAAUUUCAAGGAGUCAUAAUCCACACACAUCUCAUUAUCUGCCUUAUAUCCCUGCUAACUGUCACAUUUCCAACCAUUGCAAUGAUGCCAACAGUAGCUCUGUCUGCCUCUUUAUCCGUGAUGUAAACAUGUUGUUAGGGCUCAGUGAGGUGGCGUUCUCAUCUGUUGCACUCAUAAUCCUUCUGGUACUUUUUUUUUUUUUUGUUUGUUUUUUGUAAUUAAGUUAAAUGUUCAGGUAUUUUAUCACUUAGAAUAUCACUGACUUCUCUCUGCUGCUGAUAUUCAUACUGACAUCUCAUCUCUUUCUCUGAGUAUUUCCAGUGGUUUCUGAAACAUUUGAAGCACAAAAAUGAUCAUUUUCCAGGUGAAAUUGUCCAAUCUCUUUCAAGCAGUGGAUGGUAAUUAUAAGGUUUUAAAAAGAAAAUGAAUACUCGAGUCAAAUGGUUGAAGAUCAUAAUUAUCUCUGCGUUAAUAAUUUGAUGGAGCCUAUAAUUAUAUAUUUGGCGAAUGAAUCACUUGUUUAGCACACAUUUUAAACAAAAUCAUUGAAUGGAUUUUAUUCUUCUUUGUCAUUCUUAAUCACAAUCUACAGGUUCAUAAGGUGUUUGGGAUUUUAUUAUUAUUAUCAUCAUCAUCAUUAUUAUUACAUGGAGGAGCAGUUGCAAAGCAUCAGCUUGUGUGUACAGUAUGUGUUUCUAUCUAGAGCGCCUCCGCUGAAGGGACAGGCGUCGGUCACAGAGGAGUCAGAGUACGCACCAUGAAUUUCAUCUCCAGAUGUGUACCUUCUUCUGUGCUGUUCUGAAAAUUUCAAAAGAAUAAAAAUAUCAAAGUUAUCUCCAGGCUCAGAAGUUUU
This is a messenger RNA of Salarias fasciatus (jewelled blenny), 4566 nucleotides long. Its product is annotated as RNA polymerase II elongation factor ELL-like. Bases 37 to 1854 code for a protein of 605 amino acids. NCBI's taxonomy places the organism in Eukaryota, Metazoa, Chordata, Actinopteri, Blenniiformes, Blenniidae. The record is from RefSeq and is a predicted model, not a curated record. Gene Ontology annotation, molecular function: cis-regulatory region sequence-specific DNA binding. The transcript is spliced from 12 exons. Gene Ontology annotation, cellular component: transcription elongation factor complex. Gene Ontology annotation, biological process: positive regulation of transcription elongation by RNA polymerase II; transcription elongation by RNA polymerase II; snRNA transcription by RNA polymerase II.